AUGGAGAAUGGAGGUUUGAACGGCACACACCUGAAUCAUGACAGAAGCAUGAAGGCCAACGGUAUCAACGGUGGGAAGAUGGAGGGCCAACCAUCGCCGAACAAGGGCAAGGCACCGGCCGAAACACCAGCGUCAGACAACAUUGCGAAUGGCGCUCCGGACUCACAGGGCAAGCAGCAAUCCCAGAUGUCUACCGGCCUUACAUUGCAGCAAAAACCGAGGAUGAACGACCUACCCGAGGAAAUCGUCCACAUUACACAGGGAUACAUCCCAUUGUCAAUGAUCGUGUCGCGACUCGCGCAACGCACCCACGAGGAUUUACAGAAAACGAUCUUGGACAUGGCGGCCAUUAAGUGGGCCCCACCUGCUGUGAACGGAAACACACCCCACGGUACUGACGCACCGGACGAUAUGUCGGAAGGGAACAAGAGAAGGAAGAUGCUUAUGCUCAAGUUUGCUCAAGAUGCGCAUUCUAAAUGGGUCAAGGCUCUCGUUAUCACGGACUGGAGCAGAAACGCAGAGGCUGUCAGCAAGCUCAUUGACAUCAAGGCGCAUAUCGACUCCAAGCGAAUGCUCUUUGAUUUCUGCCAGGACUUGUUGAUCGACUUGAAGCGAUCCCUCAUUUCUGCGCGGCUCCCCAAUCCCGACUUGAAGACUGCUUUGCAGGUUCUGACGACUGGUGAAGCGUCAUGGAUUCCCGAGCCGGGUUACAAUCCGCCGCCACCCCUGACACCGGAAGAACAGCUGAAGUGGAUCGACGAUCUCAACACCAUGCUCUCGUUGCGCCUGAAUCUGGACGACUACGACAAGAUACCGCAUCAGUUCAAGAACUACACCAUACAGUCGGGCAGAGUUACUUUCAAGGUGAAGGGUGAGUUUGAGGUGGAUUUGACCAUCGCCGAUGAGGAUUUUACGAAGCAGUUUUGGUUCAUUGACUUCCGGUUUGCCUUCUCGCCAUCCUCGAGCAAGCUUUCCGAUGCUCUGGUGUCAUACCUCGAGCUAAAGGUCAACGAGAUUCUCGGUCAAGACGGCCUAGAGGGAUGCUAUCGAUUCCUCCACGAGUUCGUCCUCACUCACAAGAUCAACGAACUCAGACGACAGGCUCUCGAGUUAAGUCGGAGCACAUGGACCGGAACGUUGAUGGUAGAACCCCUAAACCGAGCUCUGGCCCUCCAGUACUGGACCACUCGGUACGGACCCAAUGGGCCCAAGAGCUGGGUCAUGGUUGCUGUUAAUAGUGCCAAAAAGACCAAUGGGCAAACUGAUCCAAAACACUCCAGUCGCCUGGUUGCACGAUGGUACCGGGACAACAAAGAGGUCCGAGACGUCUUCCUGCCAUUCGAUGUCGACAACUUGUGCGCUGAGGAUUUGCUCAAGACUGCCGUCGCCAGACAUGUGGAGCAUAUUCUCUCUUCCAUCCACAACAAACUUUUGUCAUAUCCCCGGUUCGUGAAGAGGGAGUCUUCCAUGACUCUCAAGAUCUCACGAACAGAGCCGAUGGAAUCGUCUUUGAGCAUGCAACUAGGCUCGCGAGACAAUGUCACCCUUAUUAUCCAACCGGUGACCGGCUUUGCAGCUAUCAAACCUCAUACAAAGUACUCACUCAACGGCGAGAACCGUCUCAACUACGGUGGCAAAGAUCCUGCUGAGGAUGGCGUCACCUGUCUGGAAAACAUUCGUUGGGGUUAUGUCAUCGAAGAGUUCAAUCGCAGAGGACGGAGCGUGGGCUGGAGGGCUUGCAAAAGCCCGAUUGGAAGUGAAGACAUCAAACAAAUCAUUCGGACUCGCGAGGCCUUCCAGACCAUUUUCCUGCAGCGUCAAGGUCUAGGCCAGGAAUGGUUUGUCAUGGUGUCCUUGAGCCUGAGCGGGGAUGAAUGGUGGUUGCUUGAAGUCGACCGCAACACGCCAGCACGUCCAAUCAAGUUUCAAACCAAGCUAGAACUUACCCGAGGGCAACCCGACCUGGAUGAUGCUUUCUGGUCGAAUUUGACUCUCUUCGUUACUGGCAUUAUCACUCAAGCCACUGAUCUGGAAGAUCUGCACCAAAGGGAGGUUAAGUACCUGAGGAGAGAGUCAACUAACUACGCAUUACCGCAACAAAUUCGGCUCCCGUCCCUGCUUCUCAGACUGUCGCAGAUACUGCAAUCAUCCGAGACCAAUCUACAUAACACAUCAAAAGAGGCACCGAACGGGUCCAGCAACCACAAUUCAUCUUGGGCCCAGGAUCAAAUUGAGGUUAAGUUCAAGGGGCUUCAACCUCAACCCUCGGGCACACAGGGCCCAGAUGGCAACGCGCACUCGGGCGCUGAGGCGCUUGAGAACGUCCGACUCAAUACUGUAGUUGACGCUAUCGUUCGAGUCAAGGACAAGGCGAAAUUUGCGCUGCUAAAGGGUCGCAUCGACCGGGACAUAUGUUUCAACCCUAGGAGGGGCGAGUUCAUCUUUCGGAUUCGCCAAUUGGUUGGGCAACCUAUUCUGAGAACUCUGACAACCCACGUCAAGUCCAUUGAUCGCCUCGUGGGCUUUCUCGAAGCCAUGGGCAAGGCACGGGGCGACGUCAAGUGCGAGCGUGUCAGUCUCCGGCAAGUCAUUUUCACUUACAGUGACAUCAAAAUGCCUAGCGAAAGCGACACAAUCCAAAAGCCCAAGCGUUGGCGGGUCUCCCUCGACUUGGCUAAGAGCGACAUACGGAUGUACUUGGAAAGGGGAAACCCGCACGUAAGAGUACUCGAUCUACUCACGACUCUUGUCAACACUCAGAAUGGUCUCAAAGCAAUACUCAUUUACAUGCCAUUAUUGCUACCGAUUCUCAAAACUCUUGACAACAUCGAGUCGAAGUGGGAACCACUGGCAACGACGAACCAAGGUCGUCUAGAGAUCUUUGCAAGGACCAUCGAUUGGAUUGCCCUCCGUUACUCUCUGCCUGGACCCAACGGCCAACAGCGAAUUCUCGGCCUAGAAAUCAGAGGCAAGGUGCGGCGCAGUGAAGUUUGGUGGCAUUUCACCCGAGCGACACCGGGCCCGGGCGGGCCACCACCCCCUGAAGAGGAGUUCAACAGGGUUUUGAAGGGGAUAUGGGAAUCUCACGGCGACGGAUGGAGGGGUCUCACGACGGGCGCAGCUGCCCUUCCUGGACCUAGCACCAUGCAGUUGCUCACGAAGCUCGACGAUGCUGUACGAGCAUAUGCUGUGACCGGUGACAUCAGCAAGGCACCCUCCAUACAGGGGGCACAGACACAAUCGAGCCAGACAUUCUCGGCCAGCGAGUCCUUCAGCACGCAGCCCACAAGCGUGAGCCAGGGAAGCAACAGGAGCAGCGGGGGGAGCAAGCAAGCGCCUUUGGUGCUCGACUAG
Messenger RNA from Colletotrichum graminicola M1.001, 3354 nucleotides. RefSeq names its product mediator complex subunit MED14. The record is from RefSeq and is a predicted model, not a curated record. The coding region runs from base 1 to 3354 and encodes 1117 amino acids. The transcript has 3 exons. Gene Ontology annotation, molecular function: transcription coregulator activity. NCBI's taxonomy places the organism in Eukaryota, Fungi, Ascomycota, Sordariomycetes, Glomerellales, Glomerellaceae. Gene Ontology annotation, biological process: regulation of transcription by RNA polymerase II. Gene Ontology annotation, cellular component: core mediator complex; mediator complex.